UGAUGAUGAUGAUGAUGACCAAGAUGGAAUGGGUGAUUUCCUGAAUGAAAUGGCUGUCAUGAUGAGCCAAACGGAGCCUACUCAUGAUGAGAGUGGGGAGGAGAGUUUUGAACAGCUGCAAGAUUUAUUCAAUGAAAUGUUCCAAGGUGACACUGAGUCACCAUUUGGAGCUUCUUCCUCCCUCGAUGGUUCCUCGUCAUCAUCAACGUCCUCGUCGGCUUCCUACACUUCCUACUUCCAGAGCUCCGACUUGCCUUAUGCAGGCAGCAAUCCUGAGCUCAAGAUGGGCAAUACUGGCAUGAAUGAUUCACUUAACCAAGCUUCUCACUUUCAGAACUUCUCU
This is a messenger RNA of Linum tenue, 343 nucleotides long. The record is from the annotation of a GenBank genome assembly. NCBI's taxonomy places the organism in Eukaryota, Viridiplantae, Streptophyta, Magnoliopsida, Malpighiales, Linaceae.